AUGGGGGUUCUCUGGCUGGCUGUCAUUGCUACAAACACCCCAGGGAUUGGUAAUGAUAGCAAAUGGAGGAGUAGAAAGCUUUGCAAGAAAAAAAUCAACCAGUUAAAACUCACAGAUGUACAACUAGUAUCUGAGGAAGCAAUUCAUCUGCAGGUCUCUUGGCAAAGGGGAUUAUGGAACCAAAAAGUAAUCGCGUUGCCAUUUAAAUUUCUACACCCACCACAUGGUUUGGUUCAUAUCUUAAAUAUUGCAAAGUUUUAUCAUUCAGAUCAACCUAUAGGUCUCUUUCUCAUUGCAGACACAAGGCAAGUGCAGCCGUCCCCACCAUGGUCCUACGACCAAUCCUACCAGUAUCUGGGCUCCAUCGCGACUCCCUCGGUGCAUCCUGCCACACCGAUAUCACCUGGCAGGGCCAGCGGCAUGACGUCCCUCACUGCAGAGCUUUCCAGCCGCCUCUCAGGUGCUUCUGACUUGACGGCAUUCAGUGACCCCAGAGUGGGGAUUGACCGCUCCUUCUCUGCGCUCCCUUCCAUUUCUGAUCCUCGGAUGCACUACCCGGGAGCGUUCACCUACACGCCAACACCCGUCAGUUCGGGGAUAGGGAUCGGUAUGUCUGCUAUGUCCACGGCCACCAGAUACCACACUUACCUCCCACCUCCAUAUCCUGGUUCCUCUCAGGCCCAAGGCAGCCCAUUCCAGACCAGCUCACCUUCGUACCACCUCUACUACGGAACCUCUGCUGGGUCCUAUCAGUUCUCCAUGAUCUCAGGAGGAGACCGGUCCCCCCCGCGCAUCCACCCCCCUUGCACCAAUGCUUCCACAGGAUCGACACUCCUCAACCCCAACCUUCCCAACCAAAGCGAUGUGGUUGAGGCAGAAGGGAGCCACAGCAACUCCCCAACCAACAUGGGUACCACGGCAAGGCUAGAGGAAGCGGUUUGGAGGCCAUACUGAAUGCAUUUUAAGUAGUCGUAGGCCAGGACUAACGUGCUUUCGAUUUACCGAUGUCCGUAGGUAUCCCAUAAACACCUGUCUUGCUUAUGGGCCCUGCCAUAUUCAUACAUCACUUCCAGAAGCAAACUCUCCAGAAGUCAGCGGUCCCAGGAGCAGUGGGGUGCAUUGGGCCAGCUGCAUGUCUGGAGAAGUGAUGCCAUGCCAGCAAGGUACCCCCCAGGGGGCUGAGCUUCUGGAAAGGAGGACAUUCAGGUUGGUGGCCUGUAGGUAGUGAGGGUGAGUAGGAAGAUAUCCAGGCUGUUUCCAGGCUUGUGGCUUUCAAACAUGCCCAGGUUUGAAGGUCUCCACAGUCCUAAAGAGAGUUUCAGUUCACUUCUGUUUUUAAGACUUAAGACCUAA
Molecule: messenger RNA, 1353 nt
Organism: Meleagris gallopavo (turkey)
Lineage: Eukaryota; Metazoa; Chordata; Aves; Galliformes; Phasianidae
Source: RefSeq, a predicted model, not a curated record